UGUAAUUUAGAUACCGCAAAAUUGAACAAGAAACGGUGCGUUUUAGUGUUUCUUUGGUUCCAUGUUGGUGUUUUGCUAUAAAAGCUAAAAAGUCACGUGCUUUGAGGGUAGUAUUUGGGGAAUGGACGCUAUUGGGAGUGGUUGUUGGGGGCUGUGGAAAUGGAAUCCGUUACCGCAGUCUCGACGGCGUCGUAUUCGCUCCAAUUCGGGUUCGGCGGAUGCGGCCGGCGGAGGCGGUUACCGGUUUCCGGUGAAGCAGGCGGUGACCGCCGCCUCCCUCGCCCUCACCGGCGACACAAUCGCUCAGCUCAGCCACCGUUGGAGGAAAGCAAAGGAGGGCGGUGGCAGUGUUUCUCAGGAUGAAUUGUGGAGAUACCUUUCAGACCAUGAUUGGCUGCGUGCUCUGCGAAUGACUUCAUAUGGAUUCCUUUUAUAUGGUCCUGGUUCUUAUGCCUGGUACCAGUGCCUUGACCACUGUCUCCCCAAACCAACAGUCCAGAACCUAGUGUUAAAGGUUGUACUAAACCAGAUUGUGUUAGGUCCAUGUGUCAUUGCUGUUGUUUUUGCAUGGAAUAAUUUAUGGCUACAGAAGCUCUCUGAGCUUCCAGAAAAAUACAGAAGAGAUGCUCUUCCAACGCUACUUUAUGGAUUUAGAUUCUGGAUCCCUGUCAGUGUAUUAAAUUUCUGGGUGGUGCCUCUUCAAGCCCGAGUGGCUUUCAUGUCAAUGGGCUCAGUAUUUUGGAACUUCUACUUGUCAUCAACAAUGACCAAAUAAAAUGCAUUGUUUACCAGCAUUUCGCAUUGUUUACAAUUUUUACAUUGAGAUUAAUCAAAAGUCUAAUAGCUUUUUGGUGAGGAAAGUUGUGGAGGAUGAGUUAUGAUUUGGAUGUUACCAUUCGUGUGCCGUGCAAUAGGCUUUGCCUGCUGAAUAGCUUAUGAUAUGAAAGAACAAUGGCAUUUUUCCUUCAAUGCUGACAAUUGUAAUAUUUAUCUUUCAUAUGAAAAGUUAUAAUGUAGAUGUUAGCUUUCAAGAAUGACUAUUUUUUUUAUGGAUAAUUGUUGAAUGCAUGAAUCUGAAUAUCAGAAGACCAAAAUAAUGUGCACUUUGGCAUUUUUUUUAGUGCCACCUUGGAGUGGCAUUACAA
Glycine soja is the source of this 1145-nucleotide messenger RNA. RefSeq names its product protein Mpv17. The record is from RefSeq and is a predicted model, not a curated record. Gene Ontology annotation, cellular component: membrane; cytoplasm. The transcript is spliced from 6 exons. Lineage: Eukaryota; Viridiplantae; Streptophyta; Magnoliopsida; Fabales; Fabaceae. The coding region runs from base 122 to 775 and encodes 217 amino acids.